AUAAGAAACAGCGCCUUCUUCCCCCAUCUACCCAUCCAUCCGUCGGCCAUCACAGUGUGGACGCGUGCGGCUGACUUGACCUGCUCUUGCCUUGCCCAACGACGAGAGAGAGGAGCGGAUCGGAGGAGGAGGAAAGGUUCGGGAGAUGGCACCGCUGAAGCUGUACGGGUUGCCGCUGUCCCCCAACGUGGUGCGCGUGGCCACCGUGCUCAACGAGAAGGGCCUCGAAUUCGAGGUCGUCCCCGUCGACCUCACCACCGGCGCCCACAAGCAGCCCGAGUUCCUCGCCCUCAACCCUUUCGGCCAGAUCCCUGCGCUGGAGGACGGGGAUGAAGUCCUCUACGAGUCCCGUGCGAUCAACCGGUACAUCGCGACCAAGUACAAGUCGGACGGCGCCGACCUCCUCCCGACCAUCCCGUCGGCGAAGCUGGAGGUGUGGCUGGAGGUGGAGUCGCACCACUUCUACCCCAACGCCUCCCCGCUGGUGUACCACCUCCUCGUCAAGCCCAUGAUGGGCGGCGCCCCCGACCCGCUGGUGGUGGACAAGCACGCGCACCAGCUCGCCAAGGUGCUCGACAUCUACGAGGACCACCUUGCGAAGAACAAGUACCUCGCCGGCGACGAGUUCACGCUCGCCGACGCCAACCACAUGUCCUACCUGUUCUACCUCAGCAAGACACCCAAGGCGGGCCUCGUCGCCGAGAGGCCACACGUCAAGGCCUGGUGGGAGGACAUCGCCGCCCGCCCCGCGUUCAAGAAGACCGUCGCCGGCAUCCCAUUCCCACCGCCGCCCUCCGCCGCCUGAGCUGUCGCGGAAGCGUCGAAUAAAAUUAAGAUGCUCUGGUGCUGCUAGAUCCGUGGAAUAAACAGCGUGCUUCUUGUGAUCGGUUGUUGUGCCACGAGCUCGGCGGACGCGAUGUGCAAUUGCUUUUGCUCCUCGAUCGUCAGAUAUUGUGUUGCUGUUCCUGUUUGUUUUUCUAAUUGUUCUUGUGAUUAGCGACAUGCCAGGUAUUGUGAAGUUGAUCUUUUGUAAGCUUCGAUCAGCGCUUUAUUUCUAUUUCCCCUUACCGCGUUGAUCGCGCGUUUUCCAUUUUGUCCUGGAUGAAAUGAACUGCGUUUUGGAAA
Molecule: messenger RNA, 1125 nt
Organism: Setaria italica (foxtail millet)
Lineage: Eukaryota; Viridiplantae; Streptophyta; Magnoliopsida; Poales; Poaceae
Product: glutathione S-transferase 3
Exons: 3
Coding region: 146-805 (219 amino acids)
Cellular component (GO): cytoplasm
Molecular function (GO): glutathione transferase activity; glutathione binding
Source: RefSeq, a predicted model, not a curated record